AUGACACACUGGCUUACCCACCACCAUCACAGCAAGCUAGAACAACUCGAGCAGGAGUUGAAAAGCAUCAAGCAAGUCGUCCAGCCCGCGACCAAUGGAGCAGUCCAGUCCGCCUGGACGCCGCCAAGCCCGCGCGCCGCCAUCCCAGCACUGCCAGAGCAAAAACCCGCGUCGGCUGCCGCCAUCAACACGACGACACCACAGACGCCAACACCUCAGCCGGAAUCGUCAAUUGGCCAGGGACACCCGGGCCAGAGCUCCGAGCGACGUCUGAAAACCGGCCCGACAGAGGCUCGUAUCCUAGGAAACCACAUCGUGUCUGGUGAAGAUAUCGAUUGGUACUUUACCAAAUAUCUCCAACACUUUCAUCGAUUCGUGCCGGUCCUACGCAAAAAGGACCCAGACGACUGCUAUGAGGCAAACCAAACCCUCUUCUGGCUCGUCAUCUAUGUGGCCUGUCGACGCUAUGCCAGAGAUCGUUCCCUCUUCCCCUUGCUGACAGACCACCUGGAAAAGAACAUUUGGACAAUGUCGUCGGUCCCCGCCCUGGAUUUUGACGCCGUGCAUGCCCUCUUAAUCCUGUGUACCUGGCCGAUGCCGAAUGUUCGCUUCGUCGUAGAUACAUCGCCAACCUUUGCCGGCAUAGCGACAACCACAGCCUUGGGACUGGGUUGUCACACAGGCCAGGGGAAGAAUUCUCAAUUCUUGGUCGGCCUGCGCCAGAAUUUUCACGCCACAGACGAAGAGGCUUCUUCCACAUGGUUGGCGUGCUGUAUGCUCUCACAACGAACCGCCGCGGGUAUUGGCAUUCCGCCGCCUUACAUACAACACAGCGACUCCAAGACCAAAGCAGUCCUCGAUGCGUCGCAAUGGGUCGACCUCAUAGUCAUGCACGAUGUACAACGGUUCCUUAACCGCUUUCACACAAGCAUGUUUACACAAGUAACAGCCCACGGCGGCGUCCACGAAUCCGAGGUAGCAAUGUGGGAGACGGAAUUCGAGUCUCUCAAACCCCUCAUCACCAAAUACGACUCGGACAUAUCCCGCUUCUGCCUGCUAGCAGCACAGCUCGAAAUCCAGCUAUGCUACUUCAUAUGGCCGCCCAACACCGCCGUGCCGUCGAUCAAGUCGCACGCCGUGCGCGUCUUCAACACAGCCCGCUCCAUCGUGGCGCACAGCCUCGACCUCGAAACCCGCAUCCAGUUCCUCACCCACUCCCCGCAAUGGGCCAUCAGGACCAACAUCGACGCCGCCUGCAUUAUCAUCUCCAUCCUCCACUCCGACUGCUCGCCGGGCAUGAGCGAGCCCGACGCCGACCUCCUCGUCCAGCAGGCUUGCGGCGCCAUCCUCCGCGCCUCCGUGCGCGACGCCGACCUCGCCCACCGCGCGAGCAUCAUCAUGGAGACCUUCUGGAGCAUACGCAACCUGGUGCCGAGCUUUGGUGCCGCCCCCGGCGCGAGGCCCGACCGCGCGUCCGCAGGAGUCACCUUUUGGUGUCUGGGCAAGUUUCGCACCGCGCUGAGAGACGCCCAGAACAGCACCGACAGGGUGAACAAGGCGCUGGAGAUGAUGCAGGGUCGAUGUGCGAAUUCCACUCCCUGUACACAACCUAACAGUAGCCAGCCACAGCCUGGAAACUUGUCCUCGGAUCCUAUCCAAGAUGUAGACUGGACCAUGUUCAUGGACGACUUUGGAUGGGCCGGAGACGACGCUGUGUUGUUGGGCUUGCCUUGA
Messenger RNA from Metarhizium brunneum ARSEF 3297, 1734 nucleotides. Its product is annotated as Regulatory protein LEU3. Gene Ontology annotation, cellular component: nucleus. NCBI's taxonomy places the organism in Eukaryota, Fungi, Ascomycota, Sordariomycetes, Hypocreales, Clavicipitaceae. Gene Ontology annotation, molecular function: transcription cis-regulatory region binding; DNA-binding transcription factor activity, RNA polymerase II-specific. Gene Ontology annotation, biological process: regulation of DNA-templated transcription. The record is from RefSeq and is a predicted model, not a curated record.